GGUCGCAGAGGUUCCGGGAAGCGUAUUGCCUGUGCUGCGGGCCCUGGGCUCGGCCUGGCGGGCAGCUCCCGGGAGCGGCUAGUACUCUCCCCUUGCCGCCAUCCGCUCUGGGGUCGGGUCCCGGAGUCCUGCAGCUGCGGUCCUGCCUCAGCUCCUCGCUGGCCGCAGAUGGAAGACAGGUUGCAGACGGGAGCUGUCGAUAUUCAACCAGCAUGCCUUGGACUUUAUUGUGGGAAGACUCUACUAUUUAAAAAUGACUCAGCUGAAAUCUAUGGAGAAUGUGGGGUGUGUCCUAGAGGACAGAGAACAAAUGCACAGAAAUACUGUCAACCUUGCACAGAGUCUCCAGAACUUUAUGAUUGGCUCUAUCUUGGAUUCAUGGCUAUGCUUCCUCUUGUUUUACAUUGGUUCUUCAUUGAGUGGUACUCAGGGAAAAAGAGUUCCAGUGCCCUGUUCCAGCACAUCACUGCAUUGUUUGAGUGCAGUGUGGCAGCUGUUAUCACCUUACUUGUGAGUGACCCGGUUGGCGUUCUUUAUAUCCGUUCAUGUCGAGUAUUGAUGCUUUCUGAUUGGUACACAAUGCUUUACAACCCAAGUCCAGAUUACAUUACCACAGUGCAUUGUACGCAUGAAGCUGUCUACCCACUAUACACCAUCGUAUUUAUUUAUUACGCGUUCUGCUUGGUGUUGAUGAUGCUGCUUCGCCCUCUUCUGGUGAAGAAGAUCGCCUGUGGAUUAGGGAAGUCUGAUCGAUUUAAAAGCAUUUAUGCUGCACUUUACUUCUUCCCAAUUUUAACUGUACUUCAGGCAGUGGGUGGAGGCCUUUUAUAUUAUGCCUUCCCAUAUAUUAUAUUAGUAUUAUCUUUAGUUACUCUGGCUGUGUACAUGUCAGCUUCUGAAAUAGAGGUAGGAAAUCUUUUUUCUUUAAAGACUUUUUUAAAUAGAUUUGACAAUUGAAUAGGUGAAUAGUACAUACGAUAUAGUACAACUGAUUGUUUUAGUAAUUCUUGGCUACUUGAUAUCAUUCCAUAGUUUUUAGCUCAUUAGUUAAUUUCAUGAAAGGCUGUAUACUGGGCUAUGUUUGCUUAGGAAAUUAGUGAAGUAGUUUGGCUCAACUCUCCAGCACAUUGGAGGAAAAAAAAUCAUUUCACAUGAUUUACUUAUAAAGAAAAUAUUUAAGUAUUGAAAUGUUGAAACUUAUUAACACUAUUUUGAGGAAAACUUAAAAAUGCUUUAUUGUAUAUAGCACUAAUUUUACACUUUAUUUUACAAUGACAACACUAGCAGUCAUCAAUAAUUGUACAUUGCAUUCCCUUCUAUAUUUUGUCCCCAGUUUUAUUUUCUUGAUUAUGGAUAUAUACUUUUGCCCUCUGCU
Manis javanica (Malayan pangolin) is the source of this 1375-nucleotide messenger RNA. The record is from RefSeq and is a predicted model, not a curated record. NCBI's taxonomy places the organism in Eukaryota, Metazoa, Chordata, Mammalia, Pholidota, Manidae.